AUGGCAUGGUUCAAUCCGAUAUUACUGCCUGAGAUCUCAUGCGAUGCGAUAGCAUCUACAACCUCCAUCACGCUGCCCAAUGGGCGCAAAUACGACCAGCCGACUGGUCUUUUCAUUAACAACAAGUUCGUCCCGGCCACGGGCGACGAAUUCACUGUUUUUGAUCCUGUAAAAGAGGAGGAGAUCAUCAAGUUGCGUGGAGCCUCCACUACCGAUGUCGAUGAUGCCGUUGUCACAGCUCGACGCGCUUUCGAGGGAAAGUGGUCCGAAUUAGCUGCCAUCGAUCGAGGGGCUUUCCUGUACAAAAUUGCAGAGCUCAUUGAUCGUGACCGAGAGCUAAUUGCCGCCAUCGAUGCCGACGACAACGGCAAGGCUUACACUGCUGCACUUGGCGGGGAUCUCGAUGAGUCCUACAAUGUCUUCCGAUACUACGCUGGCGCUGCGGAUAAGAUUUCCGGACGUACCAUUGAGACCACUCCUGCGAAGCUGGCCUAUGUACUCCAAGAGCCUCUUGGUGUCUGUGGUCAAAUUAUUCCCUGGAACUUCCCUUUCAUGAUGCUCGCAUGGAAAGUUGCCCCAGCCCUCGCUUGCGGAAACACCGUCAUCCUCAAGCCCGCGGAGCAGACUCCUCUCUCAGCACUCUAUUUUGGUAACCUUAUCAUCGAGGCUGGCCUUCCUGAAGGUGUUGUUAAUAUUGUGCCCGGUAUCGGGUCCGUUACUGACAAAGCAAUCUCUAGCCAUAUGGGAAUCGAUAAAGUUGCCUUUACGGGUAGUACCGCCACUGGCCAGGCUAUCAUGAGAGACGCGGCAAGCAACUUGAAGAAUAUCACGCUUGAGUGUGGUGGUAAGAGCCCCUUGAUUGUGUUCGACGAUGCCGAUCUCGACCUGGCCGUUAAAUGGUCUCACUUUGGAAUCAUGGAUAAUAAGGGCGAGGUCUGCACCUCCACAUCCGGAAUCUACGUCCAGGAGGGUAUUUACAAAGAAUUUUUGGAGAAGUUCGUUCAAGCCACGAAAGAGAAUGAGAAGAUCGGGAAGCCCUUUGACGAGGAAACUUACCAAGGACCCCAGGUGUCCAAGGCCCAGUUUGACAAGGUUCUGUCGUACAUUGAGCAAGGUAAGAAGGAGGGUGCAAGACUUCUCUGUGGAGGUACCCAGCAUGGGGAAAAGGGAUAUUUCAUCAACGCCACCGUAUUUGCAGACACUCGGGAAGACAUGAAAAUCGUACAGGAAGAGAUUUUCGGCCCAGUUGUCGUCAUUUCCAAAUUCAGUACCGUCAAGGAAGCCAUUGACAAGGCGAAUGAUACAUCAUACGGCCUAGCGGCUGCCCUCUUCACAGAAAAGAUUGCCAAGGCGCAUAUUGUGGCGCGGAAGCUGCAGGCGGGCAUGGUGUGGAUCAAUUCUUCCGGUGAUUCCCACUUUGGAAUUCCGUUUGGAGGUUACAAGUCGUCCGGUAUUGGUCGUGAACUGGGACAGUAUGCUUUGGAUGCGUACACGCAGUCGAAAGCGAUUCAUGUGAAUUUGGAUGUUGAAAUAUGA
Ilyonectria robusta is the source of this 1536-nucleotide messenger RNA. RefSeq names its product aldehyde dehydrogenase domain-containing protein. Lineage: Eukaryota; Fungi; Ascomycota; Sordariomycetes; Hypocreales; Nectriaceae. The transcript has 7 exons. Bases 1 to 1536 code for a protein of 511 amino acids. Gene Ontology annotation, molecular function: aldehyde dehydrogenase (NAD+) activity. The record is from RefSeq and is a predicted model, not a curated record.